Molecule: messenger RNA, 1716 nt
Organism: Brassica oleracea var. oleracea
Lineage: Eukaryota; Viridiplantae; Streptophyta; Magnoliopsida; Brassicales; Brassicaceae
Product: protein S-acyltransferase 8-like
Exons: 4
Coding region: 244-1449 (401 amino acids)
Biological process (GO): peptidyl-L-cysteine S-palmitoylation; protein targeting to membrane
Cellular component (GO): endoplasmic reticulum; Golgi apparatus
Molecular function (GO): protein-cysteine S-palmitoyltransferase activity
Source: RefSeq, a predicted model, not a curated record
AGAGAAGAAAAAAAACAGGGAAUAGAAAACGAAAGAGAGAGAGAGAGAGAAGAAGAAACAAUCGUUCGUUCGUCCGUCGCGUCGCAAGACGACGCAGAAUACAAAACACCACUCCCGUCGUCGAGGGAGGUCAGCCCAGAAAUCGCUCGCGACCCUUUAUUAUAGUGUGUCAUCAAUUCCUCUGUUGCUAGCGAUCUGUUAGGAUUGUCAUCGGAAGUAAGCCCUUUUCUUUUCUUCUUCUCCAUGACACAGACGCAAAGGGUCUUCCAAGCCUGGAAAGGAAGCAAUAAGUUCAUCCUUGGUGGGAGAUUAAUCUUUGGUCCGGAUGCUAGAUCAGUCUCUGUCACCGUGCUCCUCAUCAUACUCCCUGUUGUUUUAUUCUGCGUGUUUGUAGCAAGGCAUCUCCGCCACGAGUUCUCUCCCUACAAUGCUGGUUACGCUAUCUUGGUAGUUGCAAUUCUCUUCACUAUUUAUGUAUUGAUCCUCCUCUCCUUCACAUCUGCACGAGACCCUGGCAUUGUUCCACGAAACUUACAUCCACCAGAGGAAGAUCUACGCUACGAGACAACACUAUCAGCCGACGGAAGACAAACACCAAGCGUUCAAAUCCCUCGGACGAAAGAAGUCAUCGUCAACGGCGUUUCCGUUAGAGUGAAAUACUGCGACACGUGCAUGCUCUACAGACCUCCUCGUUGCUCCCACUGCUCCAUCUGCAACAACUGCGUCGAGCGCUUUGAUCAUCAUUGCCCCUGGGUGGGCCAAUGCAUUGGACUGAGAAACUAUAGGUACUUCUUCAUGUUUGUCUCCUCGGCGACACUUCUCUGCAUAUACGUGUUCUCCAUCUCGGCGUUAUACAUCAAGAUUCUGAUGGAACAUCAUCGCGGAACGGUGUGGAUGGCGAUGAGAGAAUCUCCUUGGUCGGUUGCGCUUAUGAUAUAUUGCUUUAUUGCCUUCUGGUUUGUUGGAGGGCUCACGGGGUUUCACCUGUACCUCAUAGGCACGAACCAGACAACCUAUGAGAACUUCCGGUACAGAGCAAACAGCAGAACCGUUGCGUAUAACCGUGGCUGUGCUAACAAUUUCCUGGAGGUGUUUUGCACCCAGGUUAAGCCCUCGAGGAACAACUUCAGAGCCUUCGUCGAAGAAGAGCCUCCAAGAGUUGUUACAACAACCACCAGAGAAUCAGAGGAUGAAGCUGGAACGCGGAGGCAGAAAGUGGAGGAUGAUUUAGACAUUGGGGAUGAUCUUAUGAAUAUAUCACAGCGGUGUAAUCCAGCAGAGCAACCUCAUCACAGUUUGGACAUUGACCAAUCGAUGCUUGGGGUUGCUGAGAGAGCAGCUACGAUAAGGACGGAGACGAGGCAUGGAAGCUGGGGGAGUAGAAGAAGUGGGAGCUGGGAUAUAGAGGCAGAUGUGAGUAGUUCUAAUGUCAGGGAGAGUCGAAGCUAAAGCAACAGAAGAGGAAGGAAGAGGGAGAGUCGAUGUGUUUAUUACUUUUGUUUUUUUUUUUAAUUGGUUCCAAACAUUUGGAGAGGUUUCUUUUUAGGACAGAAGUCGGAAGGAUCUGAUAUGGUUUGGGGGAUUUGCCAGUCAGUUCAUGUAAUCUUUGCGUAUAUUCCCCUUUUCUGUUCUUCUUUUCUUUUCCUUAAUUGUGUAAUUGUGCUAUUCUGUUGUUGAUAUUAUGUGGAAUUCCAUUCUGUAUUUGCGUUGAUAAUA